This is a messenger RNA of Aspergillus calidoustus, 513 nucleotides long. NCBI's taxonomy places the organism in Eukaryota, Fungi, Ascomycota, Eurotiomycetes, Eurotiales, Aspergillaceae. The record is from the annotation of a GenBank genome assembly.
AUGCGCUUCCUCUCUGUUGCGCCGCUUCUUGCGGCUUUUGUUUCUGUUCUUGCUCAAGGGACUGAGACGUCUACCUCUAGCCCUGCUGCCACUUCGAGCUCGUGCGAUGCCCAGAACAUCCUCGACACCUGUCUCAGCUCAAUCCAAAUCCAAGUCGACAACUGUGGCCCGAACGAAUGGGACUGUCUCUGCGAGCAGACCAACAACCUGCUAACUUGCUACAACAACUGCCCCAACGACAGCGGCCGCAACGGUGUCCAGCAGCAAAAGGUCUCGUACUGCAACGCCGCCGAUGCUGCAGGUCUCCUCUCCUCGACAACCACCUCGACCUUCGCGACGACAACUAGCACGGCUACCUCGACUGCAUCUCAAGAUGACGAUGAGCCUACACCCACCAGCGACGGAGCUGCGUCGUCUGAGACAUCGGAUGAUGCGGCCGCAGGCGUGAGCAUGGAUGUGAGACUGGGAGGCAUGGUUGGCCUUGGGCUGGCUGUGUUGGGUGCUUUUGCUUGA